AGCUGAAUUGGUGUUACAAUCCUCAAGUGAGAAUGAAUUCUGCAACUGGAGUAAAGGAUGUAAAGCUCAUCAGCCGUAACGUAUCUUGAGACAGCAGAUCAGAACUACUUACAAAAUAACAAUGGCAUAUUUUGGGUCAUUGGGAAUAAAGGCCAGACUCGUGCUGUUAUAGUUAAUGUCUUAUUCUGAAAAUACCUUUGUCCCUUUUCUCACCCUUUAAGGCACCUGCUAAAUAUUUUUGUUUAGAGGGAAGCCAGCACAAAUCUUUGCGCACUAGGAACACAGUGAGUAACCUGAUUUUCAUUCUACCUCCAAUCUAUGGUGCGAUUCAGACCUAUAAAGAUGGCCUUGAAAAACGAUAUUUAGCUGCAUUUUUUUGUCUCACAGCUGUUGGAUUGGGAUCCUGGUGCUUCCACAUGACCCUGAAGUAUGAAAUGCAGCUAUUGGAUGAACUGCCAAUGAUAUACAGUUGUUGUGUGUUUGUCUACUGCCUGUAUGAAUGUUUCAAGCACAAGAACAGUGUCAAUUAUCCUCUGCUUUUUGUAUUAAUAACUUUCAGUGUCAUAGUCAGCAUGAUUUACCUAAAUUUGAAAGAGCCUGUAUUUCAUCAGAUUGUGUAUGGAGCACUAGUUUCUGUUAUAGUACUUCGGUCUGUAUAUAUUGUAUUGUGGGUAUACCCAUGGCUUAGGGGUCUGGGCUAUACAUCCUUAAGUGUAUUUUUAAUGGGAUUUUUUUUCUGGAACGUAGACAACAUUUUCUGUGAUAAAUUAAGGGGAUUACGAGAGAAGAUGCCUCCUGUUGUGGGAGCUGUGACCCAGUUUCAUGCUUGGUGGCACAUUUUUACGGGCCUUGGCUCUUACCUUCACAUCCUGCUAAGCUUAUACACAAGGACACUUUUCCUGAAGUACAGGCCAAAGGUGAAGUUUGUUUUUGGCAUAUGGCCUAUUCUGCUUGUGGAACCCCCCAAGAAGCACUGACUGUGAGACAUCCAACCAACCAAGUGUGACCACUGGCUGAAUAAAGAAACUCCACAGCUGUUGACACUGAUGUGGCAAAAUUAUGCAUCAGCUCAAGGGUUGUGUAGCAGGAAAUAGACUUCUGUAUUACUGGUAUUGCCAGGUACAGCACAGAGCGAAGAGUCGGCGCAUUAUGGGAAUAAUGUUUAGAACCGUUUUAUUGUUAAGGUGUUAAAACAAAAUUAAGACACAAUAUUUUGUGUGUAUAUGUUGUAUAGCUGAAGAUACUGGGCUAAUAUUUUGUGCUGGUCACAGAAACCUUACCAUUUUUUGAAAUGGGUUGCAUAUGUUUUCAUUCAGUUGUCCGUCUGGUCUGUGGUUUAAACUAAUAUAGUAACUGAAUUAUGAAAAUGGUAGGCCGAGUGAUGGCCAAUCUAAGUAUCCAGGGGGCCUGUCGUGAAUUGAAUCCUUCUGAACUAAUUCAGGCUUGCACUUUUAUACAGUUUAGUGAAGUAUGCAAUUAUUUAGGGCUCUCUUUUACUAUGCUUAUAUAUUGCUAUUUGCAGUAAGUCAAGGGAAUGGGACGCAUAGAGAAAUUGUAUUAAAUUAGGUCAGGCUUCCAUUUUCAUUUUAGGACUCAUCGGGAGUGUUUUCCAGCAGUGUCUGGGGAUAGGGUGCACCAAUGCAAUGGCUCCAGGACCCUUUAAAAAGGGGUUUAGAGUCACUUAGACAUUCUUGCUAUGAAUGUGAGGAAACUUGACAACUGUCCCAAGUCCUUCUAACUGCGUGAGAAUCCAGGAGGCCAUUUCUGGUAAUUCUGAAUAUCCCUAGCAAGAACUGAACACCCUUUACUAACCCUUCUUUCAUUCUGCAAAUCAUUCAUGCUCACAGCUUCACAGCCACUUAAUUUAAAUGCAUGUUUAUAUAUGUGUUGGUCUAGCUUUAAAUUCUCUCCCUCUCCCCCAUAUUUUUCAAUCUUACAAAUAUUCACCGGCUUGUGUUGAAGGUGCUAAGUAUCCUUCAUUUGCACUGACUUCAGUUGGAGUGAAGGGUGCUCAGUACUUAUGAAAAUCAGGCCUUUUUUCGGUCUGCAUAAUUGGCAGCACUCUGAGGCCAUGUCUAUACUAGAGACCUUACAGCAGUACCGAUGCAGCUGCACCACUGUAAGGUCUCCCAUGCAGCCACUCUAUGGCAAUGGGAGAGAGCUCUCCAGUCAACAUAAUUAAAUCACCCCCAACGAGCGGCAGUAGCUGUGGUCAUAGGCACUGACUUCCUGGGGCCUCUGGGUUUGCAGCAACCACUGAAAAAACCGGCAGCACUCUCCUGCCAGUAACCCCGCUGAUCGACUUCUCCCCCUCCUUCCCAGUGCCUGCUGCCUGCCACAGUUCAGCCGUUCUGUGGCAUGCAGGAGGCUCUGGGAGAGAGGGGGAGGAGCGUGGACAGAGCAGGGGUGUGGCCUUGGGGGAAGGGGUGGAGUGGGGGCAGGGCACCUAUAAAGCUGCUUUAAAGGUCUGCAAAGUCUUGGCCAUGUAACUUUUUUUGUUUUACUUCUUCAAAAGAUAAGACUAGAUCCUGUAACGUACAAUCAAUAUUAACCAAAAUUAUCUUUUCCUUUAAAUGUGUUUCUCUGUCUGCAGUUUACCUACAGACUUUAGAGGCCUUCCAUAGUACCACUAUCAGUAUGUAAAUCUUUAAAUGGUGGUUUGACUGGCAGUUGACAGCUAGCUUGCAGUCUGUGUAAACAUUAUCUGAUAGAUCUGCAACUUAAAUAGAGCUAAAGUCACUAGUCAGGAACCCAUCUCUAUUCAGGCAGGGUGCUUAAGUGCCAUUGAAGUCAAUGGGAAUUAAGCGUGGGCUUUCCUGAAUUGGGCACCAUAUUUAUUUGGGAAAAAAUCAUUUCUGAGAAGAGCUUUGCAGUCGGUUUCAAAAAUAGCACUAAAGAGGGUGCUGGUUCUCCCCCACCAAAUGCCCCAAAGCGAGCCUGGGCCCUGCCCUUGAGGAGCUGGACUUCUGGAUCUUUUUAGUCCCCUCUGCCACAAAUGGAAGUCAAGCACAUGCUUUGUUGAAUUAGGGCCAGAAGCACCAUCCCAUAGCUGCAGCAUGCAGAACAUCUCAACAGUCACUGAUGGCCUCCUGGUUACUUAAUAUUUUUUUUAAAACUUUUUUUUUUCAGUGGCCUUAUUUUUCUUGUUGCAGAAUCUGGGGGGUUAUGUAUUUUCGGGACUUACCUGUGUAUGUGCAGUCACUGCUGUGUGCUAAAAGCCAAUUUCCCGAUGAAGAGAUGUCUCUGCUUGUAUGAGAUGUGUUUAAAAAAACUUGCUCAACAUCCUACGUGCUUGUGAGAAGCAAGAUAGUACAUUUCUUUUCAGAUCAUGUGAAAUUAAUUUAUCAGGAUGUCAAAUAAGUGUUAACAUGUCUUGUCAGUUUGCUUCUGUUUACUUUUUUUUUUGUUCAGAAAAGUAAAAAUAGUUUUAGGGUUUCUGUUUUUAGCUUGUUUUGCAAGGUGGCUUAUUCUUUCAUUUUUUUAAGUAGCCAAAACACACACUUUUCCCCAAGAGCCUCUCUUCAAGACAUUGCCACUACAUAAAGAAUGUAAAUUGAGAUGUGUAAGCCUCUAACUACAAAUAGUAAUCUAAAGUGAUGGAUUUGUUGGGAAGCACUACCUUACAAAUUGUAAGUCCUAUUGAAAAUGUCAGGACAGAAUAAACUUUAUAUUCUUAUUUCAAACAUGACAUCCAGACGGCCUUGUUUAGUUGCUUGAAAAAUAGAUAUACCAGACUACAGUGUAAAGAACAUGCAUGUAUCUGUUACAUUUCUACUUGUUUAUAUUCCUUGUAUGACCAAGCAGAUCAAGGAGGUAUUUAUUUUCUGAAAUCUGGUGUACGCCUAAACCUUAGCUACGUCGCACAGGGGUGCGAAAAACUCUCACCCCAAGAAAUGUAGUUAAGCCAACCUAAGCCCCAGUGUAGACCCUGCUAGAUUGACCUAGCUACUGCCUCUCAAGGGGUGGAUUUACUGCAGUGAUGGAAAAACCUCUUCUGUCGCUGUAGCAUCUACACUAUGGCACUACAGCGGCACAGCACUUGUGUGGCUGCAGAGCCUGAAGUGUAGACACAUCCAUAGAGCAGCAGAUCUCAAACUUUUAGAGUGGGUUACAUCUGACAAGACAGUGUCACAUGGACCAUCUUCCCUUCCCAUGUGUGAGCUCACUACAUCUCUGUGGCUGUUACUGCCAUGGAAAAGUAACAUUCGCAAAGUAGCAAAUGUGUUUUGAUGCAAUUUAAAGGUUGGAAACUUUAACUCUGUGGCCUGUGUCAUGCAAGAGGUCAGGCUAGAUGAUCAUACUGGUCACUUCUGGCCACAAAAAGAUCUAAGGAAAACCAGGAGGGCCUUUACCAUGUGACCAAUCAGCUCCCCAGUGGACCAUCAGCAAGUGUUUCACAGAUCACAAUCUGAGAACCUCUGCCUUAGAGUCAACAUUAGGACAUUUAACCUUCUCUGACCAUAAAAAUCCACACCACGCUUUUCCCCCAUACGUCAGGAGUCAGGAUUUUUUGGAUGCAGCCCAACAAUGAAAAGUGCUUUUGCAACAAGUAGAGGAUGUGGCAGAUUCAGACCUACCAGCAAGGAGGAAUCUCACCUACAUCUAACUUGAAAGCAGAAAUGCAAGUUGGCUAACACUAUUAGUUAUCUCCAGAACUCUUCUUCCUUAUGGGGGAGAAAAUGUUUCUUCUUUCAGUUCUAAUACCAGGAGAUGCACAACCAGCAAGUGUUUAGAACAAACUGAUCAUUUUAAAAGCACCAUAGAGUUAGAAUUUGUAAUAUGCAAUAGAAUUAUCACUUGCACAUCUACCUCUGUCAUGUAUAUUGCACACUAUCAGUGCCCUUAAUUUAAGGAUGCAGAGAUAAAGACAAGUAGCCUAACUCAGACCUCGCAACACUAGCAGGAUUGCAAAGUAUUGAACUAAUCUAUGGCUGAAUAUAUUCGCUGUAGGUAAGUGGAUUUGUUAGAUACCUGUCCGAGGCUUUCUGCUUAUACACUUGAUCCUGUUCAUCUGCACUCAAAUUUUACUGACUUUUGUAAUGGGUGUUAUGAACAGAAGGGCCACAGAUUCAAGGCCUUAAUUCUAGAUAUCCAAUUUAAACCUGCUUGCCAGUAUAGCUGUGCAUUUGUUACCUUUAGGUGGCUUAACAUAUAUAACUUGUAUUUGGUGUAUGAUAGGUGGCAAGUAUGUGAUGGUAAAAAUUCUAUUUUAUAAAUACUGUUUGAUUUUUUCCUUUGGGCCCCUCUGGCUCUAAAAUUAAUAUAUUCACUCCUUGGCAGGACAUGUUAAGCUAAAGGAGAAGUUUAAAGCUACUUGAUUUUUUUUUUGCUUGUUUUUAUUUGAACUUGGUUGCUUGCAAUAUCUAGUUCCCAACAGCUGGUUACAUUUAUCAGACACAGAAUGAAAAGUGGGGAGGUUAAUGCUACCCGCCAAGAUUCUCAAAACCACAAGCCGAAACCUAGGCUUCCAAUUCCAUGUUUAGGCACCUUACCAAGUGGCUUGACUUUCAACCCGCUAGGCACCCCAGCAGUUUCCACUACCCUCAGUGUUUUUGAUACCUACCCACCUUGUGUACUGUGGAUUCAGCAAUUGGGCAGCAAUCACUAACACUUAUUAAAUGCAUUGUAUCCAUUAGUCAUUUAAAAUCAAUUUAUAUAGUAUUUUUGGCAUCUGAUGGCAGGAGAUGAAUGGUCAGGAGGAACACUGCAUACUGGAAGAUUUUUUUCUUAAAUUAUAAUGAUGGCUCAGGAAGUGACUAAGUCAGGGCAGUCUUUUCCUCAACAGCUCGGUGGUUCUGAGAGUCAGACCUUCUGUAUUUUGCAGUCAUUAAGGCCUGAUCCUACAAUUGACAAUAUGCAGAUGAAGCAACCCCUUGAUUUUAGUGGGGCUGCACCUGCGUUGUGUAAAUUGCAGGACUGGGGUUUAAAUGUACAGUUUGGUUAACGCUCCAAAACUAGUAUAGCUGUAGAAGAAAAAUUCUAACUGGAGAAACAUUUACUGAUGGAAGGCAGGAGAACAUAGUAAAUCUUAACUGGAGUCAGUGAGAUAAUAAAUACAGAAUCCCUUAGCAUCAGUUUUAGUCACUUUUCCUGAUAACUGCACUUUAGACACCUGUGUGUAAUAGGCUUGAAUGUUUUGAAGCCUGUAUGCUUAACUUUUAAUAUGGAUUCUGAAUUAUUUACUAUAGAGGUACUGUAGAUGGAAUAUUAUAUGCAAUAUAUUGGAUAUUACAGUGUACCUUUACGUGGAUGGACUAUAGAAUGGAUUAUUCUGUACAUGAACAAAAAUGUCUCUUGCAUGUCAGGGAUGUUCUCUACUUUUUUUGCUUUUGAAAAUCCUAUAAUAUAAUGACACAGUUAAGUUUUAAAACGUUUUGUGUCAUGGAGCAUGCAGAAUUACAUACAAUUAGCUGAUGCUGCUAAGUGCCUGGUUUUUCUCAGUCACCAUGUUCUCUGAGCAUGAAAUUAUACUGGUUUUUUGUUUUGUUUUUUGAUAGUACGGGCAAGAUCCCAAAGGGUGGUGGUUUUCGUUACAUGAUUAUUUAGGUAUUCCAAAAAAAACCCCACCCUAUAAUGCAGAAUUCCAAAUGGUGGUGUUUUUUUAGUGGACCUCCAGAAAUAUGCAAUACUGCAUUAUCUAGCCUUUUGCUGCCUUAUUACUCAACUAGCACAAUAAGCGUAAUUUCCAUACGUCUCUUAUUAUCGUAGUAUGAAUCAGUUGAGAUUUUAAAAGCCAACCAAGGGACUUAACCACACAGCCCCCAUUUAUUUCAAUGAGAGCUGUGUGGCUAAAUCGCUCCUGAUCCUGCAAUUUGGCAGCGCCUGGGUGGACUGCUGCUCCCACGGAGUCUCAUCGACUUCUAGGGAGUUCCAUGCAGGCACAAAUCAGGUAGUUACCUAUCUUGAAAAUGCAUUGAUGAGAGUUUGCAAGUGAAAGUUUAAUGACCCAUUUGAUUAUCUGGCAUGUCAUGAAUCUGGUCCUAGUUAAGCAAAGCACUUAAGCGUUGUUUUAAGAACAGUUAAGUCCAUCCCUCUUCUACAAAACUUUGAGGCACACAAAAUCCCACUGAGUGAGACUUGAGAAUGUGCUUAAAUGCUCUGCUGAAUAGGAAUAGACUUUUGCAUGUGCUUAAAUGCUUCGCUGAAUUGAGGCCUCAGUCACUGUCUUGCAACAGAAUUUUACUCCAGUGUUUGACCGUGCACAGUAUUGCUCCCGGGGCCGAGGGAGUCUAGGAGCAUAAGCAACAGUUACUUUGUAGAGUGAUUUGGUUACUGCUUGUCUCAUGUUCUGUCAAAUUGAUGUAGACUCUGUUGAACCCAGUUGAAUGCACUGAUAAUGCAUUGUUUACUGUUUAGAAGAUAACCAGUCUAUGGACAUGGAAUAGCCAAUGUGUUAUGUGACCAAACUUUCUAACAUCAACACUAUUUGUUUGAGUGUAAUCUUUGUUUUCCAGUUCAAGAUAUUGUUGCAGAUGAAUUCACUGUGACAAAAAAAUAUAAAUAGGGGUGGACUAUAUGUAAUAGCAGUUGUACUAAGAAAUGUUUAAUAAAUAUUUUGAUAUACUGCACUCAGUCUUCAUAUGGAAACAACUGGCAACUAACCCUAGGCUUAGGUGUGUCAACCCUUUUUGUUUUGCAAAACACAUCAGCUUUGAGAUAUUUAAGUAAUAAUGUAUUUAAUCUAUUAUCCAUGCUGCAUUCAAGUACUAAUUGUCUUUAUAGUUAAAAUUAUUAAAGAAUUUUGUUUUAAAUAAGA
Chelonia mydas (Green sea turtle) is the source of this 7756-nucleotide messenger RNA. RefSeq names its product alkaline ceramidase 3 (gene ACER3). Bases 417 to 977 code for a protein of 186 amino acids. NCBI's taxonomy places the organism in Eukaryota, Metazoa, Chordata, Testudines, Cheloniidae. Gene Ontology annotation, biological process: phytosphingosine biosynthetic process; ceramide metabolic process. The record is from RefSeq and is a predicted model, not a curated record. Gene Ontology annotation, cellular component: endoplasmic reticulum membrane. The transcript is spliced from 11 exons.